This is a messenger RNA of Canariomyces notabilis, 4010 nucleotides long. RefSeq lists its product as uncharacterized. The record is from RefSeq and is a predicted model, not a curated record. The coding region runs from base 344 to 3568 and encodes 1074 amino acids. The transcript has a single exon. NCBI's taxonomy places the organism in Eukaryota, Fungi, Ascomycota, Sordariomycetes, Sordariales, Chaetomiaceae.
GCUGCCCAAGCUCCCGACCUCGACGACCCGCCAAGUCAUCGAUCCAGUUGGCAACGACAACCUCCAGCGCAUUCGGAAACCGCAACUUGCUCGCCCUAUUGUUCCUGUUGGGCUUCUUUGCCAUUUCCGCCAUGGGUCCACGACAAGCAGUUGGGUUUUCCUGAUACAGUCAACAGCCCAAGCAAAACCGAUCUUCUCGCCAUGAGAGCGCACCCCCAAAUUACAACGAUUAUCGCGACCCUACAUCUCGCCUCUUAAUCUUGCUUUUUCUCACCUCUCUCAAUCUGCUUGUGGCCCCGACCGUUUGGUCUGCUGCCGUCGGGACAGCGCGAUAUAUAUUAAGAUGGAGCGCGAUGGCACUGAAAAGGCCGCGUCGAGUGCGGAAAGUAGAAUCCCGCAGAGAACCUCUCGCUUCACCUCACCACUCGUCAUUGGCAGCGCGUCACAGAGGAAAAGCCUGUUCUCACGACCACGGCCAAAGGAGGACACAGCUCCCGCAGCUAGCUCUGCAGCCCUUUCCGAUUCCCGUCCCGCCUCGGCGAGCGAUACCAGAAUCCCUCGCCCAGCAGCCAAUCGCCGCCCAUUCACCCUUUCAGAUGCCUACCGAAUGGCCGAGGAAGAGGAAGCCGCCGAAGGAUCUCCCAGCCCUGCCCCGCGGUCAUGGCGGUCUCGUCCCGCAUCAGGUGAUGGGAGAACCUCGAGAAUUUGGGGCGCCGGCACCAGGGAAACCCAGAACCGCAGAGGGCUCGACAAAACAUCCCUAGAGGCUGGGACAAACGCCGCCACCAGCGGCGCUCAAUUGCGCCAGAGCUACGGCUCAGACAGCGCCUUUGAUGAGACUAUCCGCCCGCCUGCUCCAGAUCUACGAAACUCGGACGAGUCAAUUCGCCGCACCAAUGGACUAUUCUCGAGGUCGAGGCUAGGAUCCAAGAUUGUUGAGACGGGCAAGGAAUUGGUACGGAAGACCAGUCGGGGUAGCCUAGAAGACAAACUCUCACCCCGCCCAGCCAAAGACACUGGAAGCAACGGCACAUGGCUUUCACGUCGAUUAUCAGGAAGAAAACGAGAGUCGAGCAAUACUUCUUCGGAAUUUGACGUUAUAGACGCGGAGCAGGCCGACCGCGACCCUGCCGAUCAGCCUCCUCAGCCUGACACUGCUUCGCCCGGCUUCCCAUCUCCAAACAAGAGCUUUGCUUGGCAGGCCGACGCAGACUUCACAGCCGGCGACUUGCAAAUCUCCAGCAGUCCUCCGGUUAGGCGCAGCAAUACCAAAAUUGAGGACAUCCGCGCCCUGGAAGCCGAGGUCAACGAAAGUCUCGUAGAGAAGCACCCACCUCGUCGGAGUAACACUCGGCUAGACGAGAUCCGCGCUCUAGAGAUUGAAACUGCUCUGAAAUUCCAGGAAGAGCCUCAAGAACAAGGCGAUGAUGAUGGCGGCGCUCACCAGGCCAAGCCAAAAGACGACGACGUGCCGCCCCGCAGCCGCUCUGCCAGCCGAGCAAACAGUAGGCCGGACGAGCUCAGAUUGCGCGAGAUCGAGAGCUUAUCUAGGAGGGCCCUCGCGAGAGCCAGGCUCGAUGAGUUUCGGGGAAAAGAUGCCGCAUUUACAUCACGCUCACCAUCACCAGAUAUAGCGCGGAAGUCGAUCAAAGAGCCAGUGCGGGCCUUAUCUCCGCAUGGCAACAGCUUGGUAGAAAGGACUGAGGAGUUUGCCUCGGCGUUGCAGGCCCAAGAGCCCACCAAUGGCCAGAGAAACUACGACAACAUUCCCUCAAUCAUCGGAGUCCACGCUCAGGCCAAACCUGUCGGUUUGAGCGAAGAUCCAGAGACGUACGAAAAGUUUGGAAUCGGCCAUAGCACAUUGCAGACCAGGGAUGAGCCGGCGGAUGUUUUGCGCCGUCUAGCAGCCGUCGCGAGCCCGGGCACAGCGCCCGACGCACGAGGGGUCAUUGAAGGGCUUGCGUUCCGCGACCGGGAGACCGGUGGAGGAAUUAGGCAGAAGAGGCUGAGCGGCGCUAAGAGCGACCUCAGACAUACUGUCGGUUUUGCUGGGCUCUCUAGAAGCUCGUCUGCCGAGACCGGGCUUGUCAAGCGUGGAAGCUUUGUGAACUCCGAUAUCGACCCGACGGAGCGCAUAGAAGGGGAAAUGAAGCUCUUCGCGCCUCUGGAGAACCAAUCAGAAAAGGGUUCGUUGCGAGCACCGUCACCGGAGCCUGAGGAAGAACCUGAGGACAAACCUGAGGGUGAGGCUGAGGGAGAAACUCCCGAGGAGACGCCAAAGAAUCCCAAAACCGACCCGCUAACGCUACCAACUCCUAAGAUUACCGGAGCCUAUGUUGACACACCAGCGACGGUCAAGGUAGAGAAGGCCGAAGACGCGGGCACAGCGAGUGUGGCUACUGGAGAUGGCAGCUCUAAACAGCAGACUAAUGGUCUUGAGCAGUCCUCCAAAGACAAUGGCACCGUAGAUGCAAAACUGCUUCGGGGAAGAAGAGACGGCAUCACAGCACGGCAGCCAAAGAGCUCACAAUCAACGGGAGGAAGGGACAGAUCCUCGAAUCGUCCAUCCCUCUCGAUUCGCCGCCGCGCCAGGUCGUUGUCGCGGGGCCGCGCUCCGUUGGUCAACUCCGCCAAGCCACCAACUGUCAAAGAUGACCUGUUGCAAAUUCAUCGGGACAACCACAUCGAGGACUCGACACUGGAUGACAUUGCCGACUUCCUCGGCCAACAAAGUGGCAAAGCCCGUGUCUCGGGCCCGCUCGAGGUGAAGUCCGAGAUUGGCGAGAGCGACAAUCUCGACAGGAAGGAAGAACUUGAAGCAUAUGCCCGUAUGAGCCAGUCUCUUCAGACCGGUCUCCUCGGCAUCCGGACCGCAAAACAGGGCAUCGAGUUGCUUGAGAAAAAGGUAUCCCACGGAGAUACCAAGGACCAUCCGCAUGCCGCUCAUGGAAACAGCACUACAGCCGAUCCGUCCUGUCCCCUCUGCCGUGACACUCAGCUCACGGCGUCUCCAACUGUGACUUACGUCCACCUGCCUCUCCCUCGCCUCUGGUAUCGGCAGCCACGGUUCCGCUUCACUCUCCUAGGGCUUGUCUUGUUUCUUACGUCGCUGUGGUAUCUCAUGGAGACGUGGAUGUGCUUCUUGUACUGCAAACCACAGUACUGCUACCCGGGCACGCCAUGCGACUGGUCCCCUGAUGACCCGACCUGGGGCUACGCAAUCCCGGUGAAGCUAGACCAGUGGACGACGGGCGGACAGGGCAAGCAACUCGCGUCUCGCCUCGCGCCCGAGGUGACAGACUGGCUGGCCGACCUGUGGGACGCGGCCACCGGAGUCGACAUUGCCACCGUGGACACGUCACGCUACACCUGGGAGCAGAAGCGGCAGCACAGGAGGCGGUUGGCCAAGAGAGGGCUUGCCAAGCAGUUUGCGGAGAAUCCCGAGGACACAGCGACGUUCAGUGCGUGGAGGGCCGUGAGGUUGGCCAGGGAGAAGGUCGAGUCCGCGCGCGAAAUGGGUUACGAUCCCGGCGAAGAUGAGAGUAUAGCUGCUGACGAAAGGGUUUAGCAUCUGGCAUAUAUUUGGGGGAGGUGUGUUCAGUGGCCGCUAGCAUGUUUAUGCGGUGAAUAGCAUCUGUUACGAGGCAGCAGACAGCCUUGGACCCUAGAGAUUGGAGCCGGGUUUUGUUCAUACCGGAUACCGGAAGGCCAGGGAGUUUCUGGCCGGGCUACUGUGCCCCAUCUCCAAAGGGAGUCAAGGGACUAUCAUCGGCAUAUAUAUGACUGGGCUAUGGUUAUAGCAGUUCAUGGAUCGGCAUGUUUAUGCCAGGCCAUGGCAUGGUAUUAAUCCAAGAGAUUCUAGCUCUUCCACGGCAAUUGACAGCCGCUGUUAACGAAGCAAAGAAACGCUUGCUUGUUGGAAUUUGCUAUCCAGUCUGAUAUCGAGUACUCUGCAUGGUAGACGAGGAGGGACUUCUCUUGAGUAUGGCCCGGACCAAACCCUUGCAAAA